Falco peregrinus (peregrine falcon) is the source of this 7452-nucleotide messenger RNA. It is a transcript of the gene LPIN2, whose product is annotated as lipin 2. Gene Ontology annotation, cellular component: nucleus; endoplasmic reticulum membrane; cytosol. The record is from RefSeq and is a predicted model, not a curated record. Gene Ontology annotation, biological process: fatty acid catabolic process; triglyceride biosynthetic process; positive regulation of transcription by RNA polymerase II. The coding region runs from base 415 to 3078 and encodes 887 amino acids. The transcript is spliced from 22 exons. Gene Ontology annotation, molecular function: transcription coactivator activity; phosphatidate phosphatase activity. NCBI's taxonomy places the organism in Eukaryota, Metazoa, Chordata, Aves, Falconiformes, Falconidae.
UGGUUUUGAAGAUGACUUCAGUGGAAGUCCUGUUGCUGCCCAGGAGAGGGUUCCUUCUGGGAUCUUGUUGCCUCUUAAAUGAUAGAGAAUUCCUUGCUGAUGUCCACUUCUCAAGUCCUGUUCGCUGAAAUGAAAUAUGUGGAAUGGAGAGUCUGUUAAGGACUUCUGUGCCUGAUUGUGCCCAAACAUUUAACAAAUUCAGUCUCCACGGUGUCAUGAAAUCAACUUUGCUUUGUAAGCCAAUACCAUAGAGUCCUCUUGGAAGCAGCCAAGAUUCCUUUGCCUACACUACAUAUUGCUCUUUUUCAAUUUUCGGAUGUCAGGAGUAUGAACAACCACAAAAACCUGUAAAAGAUCUGUUUUCUAUUGACUGAAACUAUGAAACCUAUGCAAAGUGGUUAGUGGUCUCAGACUAUGAACUACGUAGGACAACUUGCAGGACAAGUCCUGGUUACUGUGAAGGAGCUGUACAAAGGCAUUAAUCAGGCAACCCUUUCAGGAUGCAUUGAUGUCAUUGUGGUCCGGCAACAGGAUGGUACAUACCAAUGUUCUCCUUUUCAUGUCCGAUUUGGGAAGCUUGGUGUAUUGCGCUCUAAAGAAAAAGUGAUUGAUAUAGAAAUUAAUGGCGAUGCUGUUGAUCUUCAUAUGAAACUGGGUGACAAUGGAGAAGCUUUCUUUGUACAAGAAACUGAGGAGGAAAAUGAAAAAGUUCCUGCAUAUUUGGCAACAUCUCCAAUACCCACUGAAGACCAGUUUUUUAAAGAUACUGACAAUCAUUUGAAAUCAGGUGAAAAUGAGAGGACAUGUGCAAACUCAGAAAUUCCACACACUGUGGAAACAGAGACUGUAUUCACACCAGGUUCUGUGAAGAAGAAAAAAAGAAGAAGAAAGAAAUACAAACAAGAUAGCAGGAAGGAAGAUCAGAUCUCUUCUACUGGGACGGAAGAGAUUUUUGAAAUGGAAAUAAGCUCAGAUGAUGAAAAAAGUGUUCAACCCCUAAGAGGUUCCUCAAAUUCAUCACCAAAGGGUGAAGAACAAAAAGAAUCUUUGAUCUAUCACUCGAAGGAUCAUUACCCCUUAUCUGAUGGAGACUGGUCCCCUCUGGAGAACCCUUUCUCUGAGCCAGUCUGCCCUAAAAGUGAUUCAGAACUGGAAGUUAAACCUGCUGAGAGCUUGUUGAGAUCUGAAUCUCACAUGGAAUGGACGUGGGGAGGAUUCCCAGAAUCAACCAAGAUAAGCAAGAAAGAGAAACUGGAACAUCUCAGAACAGCUACCAUUACUCCAUCAGAGAAGACUCAUUUUAGGGUCAUUCUCAGCUCUGAUGAAGUUGAAGAUGAUGAUGAUGAGAAAGAUUCUGUCUGUACAGUACUGAAACCUGAGCCAAGAACUCAUCCUCUGCUUAAGCAGAUGGAUGUUAAAGAUUCUCUUGCUUCUGCAAUCAUAGAACCACAAGAUCCAUUGCCAUUAGAUGCUGAUCAUCAUUCCAGGCUGUUGGUGGACCCUUUACCAGAAACAAAGCCAACAACAAAAAUGGACUCUCCUUCAAAAAAGAAAGGGGUGCACAAGCGAAGUCAUCAUCAGGGACCUGAUGAUAUUUACUUGGAGGACCUAAAAGCUUUGGAACCUGAAGUUGCAGCACUCUAUUUUCCCAAAAGCGAUUCUGAUCCAGGCUUCAGGCAGUGGACAGAGUCAGACACCCUUUCCGGUUCCCAGUCACCCCAAUCAGUAGGAAGUGCUGCCGCUGACAGCGGUAUAGAGUGCAUGUCUGAUUCUGCUAUGGACUUGCCUGAUGUUACACUUUCACUUUGUGGGGGUCUCAAUGAAAAUGGAGAGAUUUCUAAAGAAAAAUUCAUGGAACAUAUUAUUACUUACCAUGAAUUUGCUGAAAACCCUGGACUCAUAGACAAUCCUAAUUUGGUAAUAAGGAUUUAUAACAGGUAUUAUAACUGGGCGUUGGCUGCUCCAAUGAUUCUGAGCUUGCAGGUGUUUCAGAAGAGUUUGCCUAAGGCUACUGUUGAGUCUUGGGUCAAAGAAAAGAUGCCAAAGAAGUCUGGAAGGUGGUGGUUCUGGCGCAAGAGAGAAAGCAUGACUAAACAGAUACCAGAGGCAAAAGAGGGGAAAACUGAGACACAAAGAGCAAAUGAACUUCCAGCAACCAUAAAAGAGCAAGUUAAUAGUAGACCUCCAGAAGAUGAUUCUUCUAGUGACGAAGCAUCACAGGAGUUGAAGGAAUCCCUGAAAAUAGAUUCUGCCCCAGUAGAGCAUCCAGCCCAUGGGAGCAUUACAUCUUAUAAGAAAUCACUUAGACUGUCUUCAGACCAAAUAGCAAAGUUGAAGCUCAGAGAUGGCCCUAAUGAUGUUGUAUUUAGUAUUACAACCCAGUAUCAAGGGACUUGCCGCUGUGCAGGAACAAUAUAUCUCUGGAACUGGAAUGAUAAAAUCAUCAUAUCAGACAUUGAUGGAACAAUAACCAAGUCUGAUGCUUUAGGACAGAUCCUCCCUCAGCUUGGCAAGGACUGGACUCAUCAGGGCAUUGCAAAACUCUAUCAUUCCAUAAACGAAAAUGGCUACAAGUUUCUGUACUGUUCUGCACGUGCCAUUGGGAUGGCAGAUAUGACCAGAGGAUACCUACACUGGGUGAAUGACAAAGGAACAAUUCUUCCCAGGGGUCCUCUGAUGUUGUCCCCCAGCAGUUUGUUUUCUGCCUUUCAUAGGGAAGUAAUAGAAAAGAAGCCUGAAAAGUUCAAAAUCGAAUGUUUGAAUGAUAUCAAGAAUUUGUUUGCUCCCAGUAAACAGCCUUUCUAUGCUGCUUUUGGAAACAGGCCCAAUGAUGUAUAUGCCUACAUGCAAGUGGGAGUUCCAGACUGCAGAAUAUUUACUGUGAAUCCAAAGGGUGAACUGAUCCAAGAACGGACUAAGGGAAACAAAUCUUCGUAUUUCAGACUAAGUGAGCUUGUGGAACAUGUGUUCCCAUUGCUUAAUAAAGAACAGAGUUCUGCAUUUCCAUGCCCAGAAUUCAGCUCUUUUUGCUAUUGGAGAGAGCCUCUUCCUGACCUUAACAUGGAUGACCUGGCCUGAAAAAUACUUCUCACCUAGAGAUGGAAUUUCAUAUUCAGCUACUCAACUUCAGCUUAAAUGUGAAGAACUUUCUUAAUGAAUAUGCUAAUUUCUAUACUGGUACCGUUAAGUCUUACUAAAGAAAUCACUUUAACUCCGUUGGUUUAAAACAAAGAAAAUGCAAAGCUACUGUCUUAACUGUCUUAAUUUUUUUUUUUUUUUGGGGGGGGGGGGGGGAUUGUGUUGGGGUUUUUUGUUUGUUUAUUGCUUGUUUGUAUAUACCUGUUCUAAGGCACUUGAGAUUGGCCUGUCAUUGAUGGUCAUGGUACCCAAGUGCUUCAGGGCAGCUAAAUGCUGAGGUAAACUAUGACUUUGCAUUUUCAUCAAUACAGACCAUAUUGUAAACAUAGUGGGUGUUCUUUUUGUUUUGGAGGGGGAGGGUAGGCAGGAAUGCAUUGGGGUUUUUUGGUUUGGUUUGGGGUUUUUUUUGGUAUUGGUGUUAAUAGUAUAUUUUCUAAAAUGAAGCCAAAAAGUGUAUGGAAACUGCCAAAUAGAAUGUCAGACCAGUUAAUAAAAAACGUGGUCUAAUGUUCAUAUGGGCAAUUGGGCCAUUUUUAAAAGGAACCAGAACAUAAGACCAGUGUGCUCUUUCUCAGUUAAAAUACAGAAAAUGUGUAGACAUUACUAGCCUGACAGACUGAAGACAUAAAAUUCCUCUUUAAAUGUAAAUAUGCCUUUUGUCACAUGUACAAGACUGCUUGUACAGUUCACACUCAAACUAACUCUGCUUAUUACUUUUUUUACAUGCAAUGUUUCAAACUUCAUCAGCUUGUUAAAAUGAAAGUUGUCUUCAGAUACUUGUAUGGCUUUUGUUGUUUCCAGGCUGCGCUAUGUCAUGUUAUAUUUCCAUCAAGAAAAAUCUUGAACAUUUCUGUAAGAGUUGGGGAGCUGGUAUUUUUAUUUCCUUUUUCAACACAGAAAUGAUGCAUAUGUGUGUGUAUGCUGUGUAGGCCAGUAAAACGUAUGUACAGAUUAUAUUCAGGGAAUUGUAAUACUGAAAAACUAUGUAUUUAAUUUUUUAAUUGUAUACUGCAGGUCUUUCCAGAAUUCUGUAUUGCAGGUUUUCAUUAGCUGGAAGGAAAUGCAGCUCAAUAAUGAGAUUUCAGCUAUGAGAAUGGUUAAAUGCUGCAGAGCAGAAGAAAACCUUUUUUUUUUUUUUUUUUUUCUUCCUUUUAUUAAGUUUUGGGUUAUUCAUAAACAUUAUGCUGUUCAUUCCUCAGGUUCAGAUCAGAACCUGUGAACAAAUUGCAUUCCAAGUCUGGUGUUCAUCAGCUGGAAAAGCAGCUAGUAUUUCUCUCCAGAAAUAGUUGAAGGCAAAGGUGGUUCUGCUUUGUAAGUUGAGUUAGUGGUUUAACCUCCUUUGGACAAAUCUAUGGUGAGAAUGUACCGUUUCACCAGUCCAGAGGGCUUAAGGACUACAGUCAUUUAAACAUCAGUCCUGGGCUUUCUGGGCACAGUCUUCUCUGCGACACCUUAAGCAAGUUCAUGGGGCCACACAUUAAAGAUCCUUCCAGGGGCAGCUUCCACCAGGCUCCGGGGUAAGCUCUGUUCCCAGUUCCCAAGCAGCACUCCCAGUGGGAGCAGGGAAGCGUGCAGGGCAGUGUCAGUGAUCUUUAGAAGGCAUUUGUAUGGCUACCUGCCCUGGUGCCUGCACCAGGGGCUGCGCUUGGCAGAAGCAGCUUGGGCAGGCCCCUCUGCUUCAGCUUACUUGGGCCGAAUGUGGGAAGGGAGCUCUCUCCCCCACUACCUGCAAAAGAGUACAUUUAGAGGAUUUCACCACCACCACCCCCCCUGCGAAUAUGAUCUUUCAUUUAUCAGGCUGAGUAGUCUUAACCCACAGUUCUGAUACAACACCAGCUGACGCUGGACAGUUGGUGAAGCGCUGGGGGUGUGUGUCAUUUUUAGAUCACUAUAUGAAUGAAAUAACUUUUUUUUAUCAAACUCUAGUGUAUUCCUGUGCUUGUAAAACAUUAAAGAGUGGAGGCAAGCAAAAUCAACAUGGAGCCCCUCUUUCAAAGCAGGAGUAUGAGAGCAGGAAAGAAAAAUUACCGCUCUGUCACGGUGUGCCAUGCAUGUCAGUGAACCGAAAGGCAUCCUUAUUCUUGUACAAUGAGAACAAUGCUUUCCGUGACUGUUUCAGCAAAAUCUUGGUCCUGUCACCAGUAUACUUUGUGUUUAAGUGGAUUUCACAGGAUUCAACUCAUAGGAUAGUUUGCUCUUACUACUUUUUUUUUGUUGGGUUUUUUUGGUUGGUUUUUUUUUUUUUGGUUUUUUACUGUCAGACGCUUACAAAGAUCAUUCCAUUCUUUUUCUUAUCUUUUAUUCCAUAGACUUCAUUAGAAACUGAAAUUUUCAUGAUCACCAAGUGCUUUGAAUAUCAAUGGGAUUUAAGUCACUUAAAUACUUUAAAGUAAAUAAAUAAGAAUCCAGCAUAAUAAAGUAUUUUAAUUACAAGACAAAAUAUUCUAUCUAAAGAUUUUAUUUUACAUAAAGGGAGUAAAGCUGCCUUUCCUAAAACAGUCCUUUGUGGAUGUCAAAAUUUUAUUUACCAUGCUCAACUUAUUCUUGGUGGCCCUGGUAUUACACAGGUUUUCUAAAAAUAAAAGCGCUUCAUGAAGCUGGGAUGGGUUUCCAAGUAGGACAGAUUGUUUCCAAGGUUUGGCUGUAUCUUUCUUGCUUGAUGAUGAUGAUGAUUUUUUUAACUUAAUUAAUUUUUUUUCUCUUCGGUUCAAUUAAUCUUUUCAGAUUGUCAUAAAAUUGAGCUGUGGUUAUUAAGGUGGGGACGUGAGUAAACGAGCAAUGUGGAAAAAAUAGUAUCAGGUGUAUCUCCAAAUGCAUAUAACUUAAGCUGGUAUGAAUAUGGGGGUUGUGUGGUUGUAGAGAGCUCCUCAUUCUGCUAACAUGUUAUUUUGCAUUAUAGGGAUGUCCAACAAGUUGCUUAGUUAAAAAAAAUCUUUUUUUUUCCCUGUAACAGCUACAGGUUUGAUACUUGGUUUUUGAUAAAAUGUAAAAGUGUUCUUCAGGUCUCUGAUAUGAGUAGGGUGGGGGUUUUCUUUUGUUCUUCUAAAUCUGGCUUGUUUGAAGCUUUUCAGAUUGUUUGUGAGCCCUGUUUAGGGACAGAAUCUGGGGGCACUGUACCUGUCAUUGCAUACCUAUGUAAUUUGGGCUGCUGGGCACUUUACUGACUCUAGAAACGACAUCUCAUUACUAUCAAACUGUAGGCUUGUGCUGCAAUAUUAAUAUGAAGUGGGGUAAAUAAGAAUUAUGCAUUAGCCUGUCUUUUGUGACCUUAGUAGAGAGAAGUGGCCUGAAACUAGUGUUUGAGAACAAGUUGUGCUAUACUUCUUUCCAAUUAGCGCAAGCUAAAUCAUUCUUUCUGUGAAAGAGGAACUUCUAAGUGUGUAUGUCUGUAGGCACAUGCACCCCCCUGUUAAGACUGUGUUGUUGAAGAUGCAGAUACUUAUUGGAACCAUGUCAAAGGCUGAAUCAAUGACACCUGUCUGGAAGUAAAGAACAUUGCAAUUCAAAACUUGUUAGUGACUUGGAUAUUACCCAUUUUCUGUAAUUAUUUAAAGAUCAGUAAUUCAAGUGGUACACAUUUCUGGAUUUUUGUUUUUACAGUACCAAGCAUGUUUGUACUUCAAAAGGUUGGGCUCUUAUCCCUAACAGUAUACAGUUGCAUGUGCGUCUUGGCUCAUGUAUCCUUAGCUUCCUGUCAUCAGUAUACUCCUCCUAAAACUUUUUUUUUUUUUCAACUGGAAAAGUUUUAACACUUGUGUCAACUCUGUUAUGGAACUUCUGAAGCAAACUUUGAAUCCACUUAUGGUAAAGACAAGAGAGAUGAGAUUUCAUGUUAAUAUUUCAUACAAGUCUUCUGGAAAAUGCUGUCAUAUGAGAGAACGUUUAAAUGACUGUAAUGCAAAUUCAUAAUGAAAUAUCAAAAAUACAUAGUGAAUUUGAGAUGCCUUUAAAGUGUCACUUUUGCCUGAAGAAGUUUUAGUUUCCAAAGUUAAAAUCUGAAUAGAGUGGGAUCGUUUUGGAUUUUGUUUACAGUGUUAAUUCCAGAUGAAAGUUAAAAUGUUGGUUUAUUUUGAGGGUGGGAAAACUCUCUUCAAACAUUUGUUGCAUUUUUGCAUUGAAGAUGUGGAAUACUUGAUUGUUAAGCAACCCAAUCACUUAUAAGGUAGUGUGUUUAAAAUUGUCAAAUCUGUGGUCAUACCGCUACAGUGGGUUUUGUUAAGACUGGACUAUCUUGGGUACAGUAACCCACACUUCCGUGCAAUGUUUAUUGAUGUUCAGAACGAUGUUAUCACAAUAAACAAACUUAAACUAGAA